UCGACAGACAGCGGGCUUGACUCAGUGCUGCCCUGUGAUUGGCCAGUCCGACUAUGCGCCGAUGUCAACAGAGAGGUUGUAUUCAUAAACCACUGGACUAGUUUCCCAGGAUUGAUCUUCCUCUGAUCAUCAGUUUGUCCAAAAUUCCCUUACAGACGAUUACCUAAAAUACAGUCCUGCGACAUUACAGGAAGCAAGAAAAACUCUUGCCGUGAUCUGACCCUCCCAGGACUCCGUAACUGUGCAAGUUCCAGGCAGUGUCAUGGCGAGUAACCUCAUCUCCAAGUUGUUUCGUCCCCCUGCGUUCACAGUGCUUGCGGCGGCGCUCCGGUCCCGGGGGAAUGUGGCUGCAGUUACGGGAACAAGACUUCUGUCCAGUGACCCUCCUCCGGAGAAGAUCAGCCGCUACCCUGUCCCCAACAAGAAAGACUUGCCUUAUGAUAUAGUGGAGCUCAUGGAGGAAGUUGAGUCCAAGGGAGGCUUUUUGCCAAAUGUCUUCAAAGUGCUCUCUCACAGGCCUGCAGAGUUCAGAGCUUUCUUCACCUACUACAAUGAACUAAUGAACAAGGAGACAGGCAGUUUAACCAAGGCAGAUCGUGAGCUGAUUGUAGUCGCAACCAGCAUCCACAACAAGUGUCUUUACUGUGUGGUAUCCCACAGUGCACUGCACCGCAUCUUCUCCAAGAAGCCCACUCUGUCUGAUCAGGUCAUUACUAACUAUGAGAACGCAGAGCUGGGACCUAGGGAGCGCGCCAUGCUGGACUUUGCAAUGGCCGUGUGUCGCAGCGACACCAUCACGGAGCAGCACUUCCAGUCUUUAGAGGAAGUAGGCUUUGACCACGAGGAUGCCUGGGACAUCGCUGCCAUCGCCGCAUUCUUUGCCAUGUCCAACAGGCUCGCCCACCUCACCGACAUGAGGCCGAACCCAGAGUUUUACAACAUGGGCCGUGUUCCCAAGGACAAGAGCAAGGAGAAGGCAGGGGGGGAGCACAAGUGAAAGAGACACAAACAACAGUCCUGCUCAACGCUUGUGUUUGUGUGUGUGAGUGUGCUUUUGAAGGAGAGAAAGAGAUGGGCCUGUCUAUAACUCCAGGACUCUGUUACAUGCGGACCGCUCUUGUCUACAAAUAAUUUACGUGGUCAAUUGAUUACCUGAGGGCGAAUGUCUGAUUUUGUAAGUUUGUUUAUUUUCUUUGACAUUUAGAAUUUUUGGUGUAAGUUUUUUAUUUGACACUUGCUGUGGUGGUCGUGGGGGGGAUUGAAAUAUUUGUGCAGUUGUAUGUUUGCAGUGUAAUGAUAAAGUUCAUAAUAGUAUCAGUUGUUUUUUAACUCUAUUAAAUAAGAUCUGUUCAUAUAUAUUAUAUUUUAAUAUACAAAGACACUUUUAUAUUAACACCCAUGAUAAAUAGCUUAAAUUCAGUCCCAAGGCAACUGUUUAUCUUCUUGUUUAUGAAAUCAACUGAAAGAAUCUUUAUCACCAUGUGCUGCAGAAUGAUGUGUUUAAAAUUAUUUACCAGCUCAAAAUCAUCUUUUCUGCUAAAUAAAAAUGUUCUUGACACUAA
Pleuronectes platessa (European plaice) is the source of this 1562-nucleotide messenger RNA. RefSeq lists its product as uncharacterized. Gene Ontology annotation, molecular function: peroxiredoxin activity. NCBI's taxonomy places the organism in Eukaryota, Metazoa, Chordata, Actinopteri, Pleuronectiformes, Pleuronectidae. The record is from RefSeq and is a predicted model, not a curated record. The coding region runs from base 263 to 997 and encodes 244 amino acids. The transcript is spliced from 6 exons.